AUGGGAGUGAAACUUCGAAUUUUUCUUACGAAAAUCACCAAACGAUUCUCUAUUUAUUUAGUAUUUGUUGAUACUGGUAUUCGAAUUGGAACUGAUGUGUUAAAAGCAUUAGCAUUAGGUGCACGAGCUGUUUUGAUCGGUCGACCAAUUUUAUAUGGAUUGGCUUGUGGCGGACAAGAUGGUGUUCGAAGAGUAUUAGAUAUAUUAAAACAUGAAUUAGUUUAUGAUAUGGCUUGUUGUGGAUUAACAUCGAUUGAUCAAAUUAAUAAAGAUAUUCUUUAUAAACAUUAA
Messenger RNA from Rotaria sordida, 291 nucleotides. NCBI's taxonomy places the organism in Eukaryota, Metazoa, Rotifera, Eurotatoria, Philodinida, Philodinidae. The record is from the annotation of a GenBank genome assembly.